Molecule: messenger RNA, 2938 nt
Organism: Brachypodium distachyon (stiff brome)
Lineage: Eukaryota; Viridiplantae; Streptophyta; Magnoliopsida; Poales; Poaceae
Exons: 3
Coding region: 669-2693 (674 amino acids)
Molecular function (GO): nucleic acid binding; zinc ion binding
Source: RefSeq, a predicted model, not a curated record
CACGUCCGGAGGUGCUUCUCAGCUUCAUCUGUAAACGGGAGAAAUGCUUUUGAGAUUGCUAAAAACACCAAAAGCUGAAGCAGAAGCCCAAACAAACAGAGCCUUAAUCUUGCUAGUGACCUGUGAAAUAUGAAAAGAGCGGAACGUCAAGGUCUUCAACAACGUCUACAUAAUACCUCUGUUGCUCCUCCAGUGAAUCAAAGAAGAGGGCCACGUCUGGGCACUGGCCGGUGCGAAGCACCUUGCAAAUCUCAUGUCCUGAAGUUGUAUUCCUUAUAUUUUUGGCCUUGGCCUACUUGUUUCGCUCAUAUGCUUAUGUUUCACAUAUACUUUAUGAACGAGGAAGACACGUUCAGGAGGAUCAUCAGAAUCUGCUUCUCAACUCUGGCUUCUACAACAUGGGAGACCGAACAGUGACGUUGUUGCUUCUAGAGACAGCCGCCACGGCAGCAGCAGGGGUCUCGCGUGGGAGAUGAUGACCCAUUUGCCCCUGAAAAAAAAGGAGCACGGCCGCACGGGGACGACCGGACGACUCGCCCGUCCCAGUUCAUCAUCCCGUUCGUUCGCCUCCCGCUCCGGUGGGCUGCCAGCGGCCAGCGCCGAGGAGAAAUCGGCGAGAAGGGCAGGUUUGUGAGAUGCAAUUUGACUGAAAUUGAGAGAGAGUGAAGAUGGUCCUCGGGAAUGACCACCAUGGACAUACCUGUGACCUUUCUUUGCGGCAAGGGCAUGAUAAGGACUCGCUGGUCAGGGAAGGCCAGGACGGGGAAGGCCAUCACGGUUUCGGCUUGUUGGAGAACCAUGAGUUGGUGCUCGCCGAGCCGCAUUCCCUUGUCGACGAUGAUAAUCUUGAUGAGCUCUCGCUGGAGCAAACCCAUGAAUUCGCCCUCCAGCCGGCCCAUGACUUGUCGCAGGGCCUUCUUGCCGUUGCCCCACGGAUGAUGGCCUUUAGCACAGAGUUUCAGCUCGUGGCCGGGCAGGAAUUUCCAAAUGUCAUGUACUGCCGCAGGGCCAUCCGCAACACUGCCAUUGCCUGCCACUUUGAGAUACAAAUGGUCAAGUCUGACAACACAAGCUUCACUGCUAAGUGUACCGCGGAGGGCUGCCCAUGGCAUAUUCAUGCAGCAAAGCUUCCUGGAGUGCCUACUUUCUCCAUCAGAACUAUACUUGACAACCAUAGUUGUGUGGGUAUAAACCAUCUUGGUCAUCAGCAGGCGUCUGUUCAGUUGGUUGCAAGUACUGUCGGAGAGAGGCUGCCUGAGAACCCACACUGCAAGCCCAAGGAAAUUUUGGAAGAAAUCCACAAGUCAAAUGAGAUCACACUACCGUACAAGCAAGAUUGGAUAGGGAAAGAGCGCAGCAUAGCAGCAGUUCGAGGGUCUUUUGAAGAAGGAUAUCGACUCCUGCCUGAGUACUGCAGGCAGGUAGAAAGAACAAACCCGGGAAGCAUCGGUCGUGUCUAUGGGAACCCGGAUGAUAACCGCUUCCGGCGACUCUUCAUAUCGUUCUAUGCAUCAAUAUACGGUUUUGUGAAUGCAUGCUGUCCGCUCAUUGGGCUUGAUAAAGUUACUCUGAAAAACAAGUAUGUUGGCACCUUGUUUAUUGCCACUGCUUUCGAUGGUGAUGGUGCUCUCUUUCCUCUGGCAUUUGGCGUGGUUGAUGAGGAAACUGAUGAGAACUGGAUAUGGUUUUUGUCUGAGCUGCAUGAGUUGCUGGAGAAGAACACAUUGAGCAUGCCAAGGCUCACCAUCUUGUCAGAUAGGAGCAAAGGUAUUAUUGAUGGAGUCGAUAUCAACUUCCCAGCUGCAUUCCAUGGUUACUGUAUGCACCAUCUCAGUGAAACUUUCCGAAAAGAGUUCAACAAUUCAGUGCCUGUCGACCUUCUAUGGGAAGCUGCCAAUGUGCUGACUGCGAUAGAUUUUGAAACUAAGCUUCUGGAGAUAGAGGACAUCUCACAAGAAGCUGUUUGUUGGAUAAAAGGCAUACGUCCUUGCCUUUGGGCCACAGCUUUCUUUGAUGGGACACGGUACGGUCACUUAACAGCAAAUGUCACAGAGUCUCUAAAUUCUUGGAUACUGGACGCAUCUAGCCUUCCCAUAAACCAGAUGAUGGAGUGCCUCCGGUGCCAGCUCAUGACGUGGUUCAAGGAACGUCAUGAAGCGAGCAUGCAGUGGACAGCUACUCUUGUGCCCACAGCUGAGCGCCGCUUGCAGGAGGCCAUUGAGCGGGCACGAGGCUACCAAGUUACCCGUGCUAACGAGACAGAAUUUGAGGUCAUCUCACCUCAUGAGGGGACAAAUGUCGUGGACGUCCGCAACAGGUGCUGCCUAUGCCGUGGGUGGCAGCUCUAUGGCGUACCCUGCGCCCACGGCGUGGCGGCGCUCGUCUCCUGCAGGCAAAACGUCCACCGCUACACAGAGAGGUACUUCACCAUCGGGACUUACCGCAAGACAUACUCACAGACCGUACACCCCAUCCCGGACAAGACCCUCUGGAACAAGAUGUCCAACCAAGGAGAGGCUGAGGAGAGCAAGCUGGAGGUGAUCAUCAACCCGCCCAAAUCGCGGAGGUCCCCCGGUAGGCCGAGGAAGAAGAGGGUCCAUGCAGAGGACCACGGGCAGGUCAAGCUAUUCGUGCACUGCAGCCGCUGCAGCCAGAUGGGCCAUUUCAGAACCACCUGUCCUGCUGCCCUAUGAACUCUGAAGCAAGCAGCUGCUGCAUUUUGCUGUGAAGAGAAGUUUAGAAAUCAGUGUCUACUGUGCAAACUUCCUGCUUCUAGAUUAGUGUUUCUUUUGUUAUACUAGAACAUAUACCGCUGUUGACUUAGCUGUGAUGAUUUAAUAGUGUUAUUUAACUUGUGUUUGCCCUGCUAAACCCCGGGAAAUAUAAGAGUAACUACGUGGCACCCCAGAAUCAAAUAUAGCGUGUUGUUGGUGCGACA